UAAACGACCGUGUUGGCGUCGUCUGCAGUUACUGAAGUGCUGGCAGAGGUUUCAUCCGCCUCUGAGGAGUGAACCGGGAAAAAGUAAAGUUUCUGCAGCACGAACAAUGGCUUUACUUUGUGUUCAUGUUUUAAAAGGUAGUCGCUUGUGUUCCCUCUCUGCACAUUUGACUCGAAACUUUCAGGUGAGCAAACAAGCUGGACACCGCGUGAGAAAGACCGGCUGGCCUGUAUCCUCGAAGUCCAGCAGUCGUAAUGUAUACUUCGGAGCCACUCCACGUCUUUCAAGUCGUGGCAAUGGUGGGGCAGUGUGUUACAAGAUUAGUCCCCAAAUGACCUUCCCCCCGCAGUCUGGCCCUGUCCUGACCCAAUGGGGACACCAUUUCCACACCUCAGCUCCAGUGAGGGCUCUGCCUGCUGCUCCUCUCGUGUGGCUAGUGCUCAAACCUCUGCAGAAACUCUUCGCUAUAAUACUGGGCAGGAGUAUAAGGAAGUGGUGGGUGGCACUACCAGACAACCGCCGGCAGCUGAUGCGCGAAUGGGCCUGGCAGCGCCGCUGGCGUCUGGCAGCAAUAGCAGGUGUUGCCAUGGUGAUUGUAGCCCUCCUUCUCCUGACCCACCUGGAUGAGUCCCCUGUGACUGGACGCACCCGCCUCCUGGUGUUCAGCAGACAGAACUACAUGGAGUUGGCAGCUCUGACAUCGGAGGCGUACAUGGAGGAGUUUGCAGAGCUGUUGGUUCCAGAGACUGACCCUCGUCACCAGGUGGUGGAGCGGGUGGUGCAGCACCUGGCGCAAAGAAACAAGGACAUCCCUGAAAUGUCUGAGGUCACCUGGAGCGUCCAUGUUGUCCAAAGCCCCAACACCAACGCCUUUGUCCUUCCAAACGGGAAAGUGUUCAUGUUUACUGGGAUGCUGGAUGCUGUGACAGAUGUUCACCAGCUCUCCAUUGUCCUGGGACACGAGAUGGCUCAUGCAAUACUGGGACACUCAGCAGAACAGGCCAGUCUGUCCCAUGUCGUGGACCUCCUGUCCGUUGUGUUGCUGACAGCCAUCUGGGCCAUAUGUCCUCGAGACAGCCUGGCACUUCUGGGACAGUGGGUGCAAGACAAGCUCACACAGUUCAUGUUCAACCGUCCUUACAGCAGGAAACUGGAGGCUGAAGCAGACCAAGUUGGACUGCAGUUGGCUGCAAAGGCGUGUGCAGAUGUGCGAGCGGGGCCUGUAUUCUGGCAGCAAAUGGAACUCAGAGACCAGUUGAGUGGAGAGCCCACCCUCCCCGAGUGGCUGUCCACACACCCAUCACACAGAAACAGAGUUACUCAGCUGGACCGCCUCAUACCACAGGCCCUGGAGUUGAGGGAGAACUGUGUCUGCCCUGCUCUACCUGCCACUGACCCACGUACUGUGUUCUCCAAGAGCGUCCGUGUGUUGCUGGAAAAGGCUAAUGACCAGGGGAGAGUAGGGCCAGGGGGGUCACUCAAGCCCCUUCCCCGCAGCCCUGCCAACCUACCUGCUGCUCUGCUUGCCCAAAAUAUACUUCCUUCUUCUCCGAAUGUGGAGCAAGAGAGCAAAGGUCCAGUCUCAGUCUCAACCUCAGACAAAGCUGUGGCGCUUCCUGUUCUUGCUGAGGAACAGCAUGGGGAGCAGAGCAUCAGCUGACAGGAAUGAUAAGAUCCCACAAACUUCUAAUUUUUUAACAAACUGGCUUGAUGAGUGAGUGAUUGCUUUACUGGUCAGUAUUAGUCACUUUGCAGAACCGCUGACUAUUUACUGCUGCUGAAAGAGUUUUCUUCCUUGUUGUCUAUCAAAUUUCAGAGCCUCUGGGUGCACAGGUGGUAAGGGUUGCUGUUGCUGCUUUAAAGACUCAUACUGGUUGGACACUGGUGAGGGUGGAGCUGCCGAUGGUAGUGAGAAAAAAGAAGCCAAGUCAAUCAGUCUAAACUGCUGGAAAAUUAUGGGAAAAAAAUCAACAAAAACCUCACCUUUCCUUUCACUACAACUACUACUGACUGAACCUCAGAGAACGUUAACCAUGCCGAGUGACUACAAAGAUGCCACAUUAAUUAGAUAACCUCAGACGAGCAAAUGCUGAAUUGAUUAGCAAAGCUCCCAUACAAUGCGAGAUUAAUAUGUGCAUUAUUCAUCGACACACGGCAACAGACGAGAGUAAGCACUUUGUGUGUGCAUGUUGGAGGCUUGGUCCAUGGCAGGCAGAGGACAUCUACAUUCUCAUUACGACUGCUGCAUUCUCAUGCCACACACACUGCACUUACGCAUUCUCUAGCCUGAGGGACUUAAUGGUGUAAAUUUAUGCUGGGUUGUUUGCAGGUUCUAAAACGCCAUUUUUUUUUUUGCACAGGGAUGCCAAUAUCCACCGUCAAGCUUUGAGAAAUUUUUCAUGGAAUUUUGUAAAAAUCGUAUUUAACAAGGCAAGUUGACUGAGAAAACAUUCUUAUUUACAGCAACAGCCUGCAAGCACUGUCGUCGAUGACAAGAGGAGGGCAGUUAUGGUUCACAUCUUGGUAAUCUUUUGUGUGUGGUUAAUCUUUUGUGUGUGUGUGUGUGUGUGUGUGUAUGCUGAAACAAAUAGCACACUUGUUAUACUGUGAAAUCAAAAGGCGACUACUGUGUUUUCAUUUGGGAUAAAUUAUUUUAUUUGUGUCAUGCAUCUUAGGAGCUGAGCCUGUAUCAGCUUAUGAAACAUCAGUCAACAGUCAGCGGAAGCUUUAUUCUACUGCUAACAGGGUAGGUCUUUAUCAGAGUCAGUGUCUACAGGUGUAUUAGUAUGUAUGAGUAAGUGGGCAGUAAUAGGAUUUGUGCAAUACUGUGCAAUGAAGAGCAAAAGUGAAUAUUGUUUUUUGCAUAUCAAUAAUCAAAGCAAUAGCCA
Scomber japonicus (chub mackerel) is the source of this 2888-nucleotide messenger RNA. It is a transcript of the gene oma1, whose product is annotated as OMA1 zinc metallopeptidase. Gene Ontology annotation, molecular function: metalloendopeptidase activity. Bases 107 to 1660 code for a protein of 517 amino acids. Gene Ontology annotation, biological process: mitochondrial protein processing; protein quality control for misfolded or incompletely synthesized proteins. The record is from RefSeq and is a predicted model, not a curated record. Gene Ontology annotation, cellular component: mitochondrial inner membrane. NCBI's taxonomy places the organism in Eukaryota, Metazoa, Chordata, Actinopteri, Scombriformes, Scombridae. The transcript is spliced from 8 exons.